AUGAGUCAAAAACGAAGCAAACCCGCUGGUACUUUACUUAACUUUAUCAGUAUUAAACCGAAAAUUCCAAAAAAUAAUGAUUUGCCCAAUCCUCAAGAAAUAUUUGCUUCGCCGUCACAAACAUCUAAUACUACUGGUAAUUAUAAAAAUUUUUCUUCUUAUGAUAUAUCAUUAUUUGUCGAUAAAAAACUCAACGACCAAGAAAAAAUUCAAGUUUUGCAAAAUGUUUGGGUCCCGAAUAAUAAUUUUAAUUUUCCAAUUCAACAAAUUGGUAACCAAAGUAGAAAAUUCAAUAUACUUUGGUUAACUAAAUACAAAUGGCUAACAUAUUCAAAAAUUGAAGAUAGUGCUUUUUGUAAAGUUUGCGUAUUAUUUUCACCUUCUAUGGCGGGUUACAGUUCCAAUCAAUCACUUCAUACAUUUGUUAAAAAGGGAUUCAAUAAUUGGAAAAAGGGCUUAGAAAAAUUUGAAAAACACGGUACUUUAAAUUAUCACAAGGAAGCUAAUUUAAAAGCAGAUAAUUUUAUGGAUGUCAUGUCAGGAAAAAUUUUAUCGAUUGAUAAACAAAUCGAUAAAGCUCAUCACCAUCAGGCUUUAGAAAAUCAAGAAAAACUGAAAUCUAUAAUAAAAACGAUUAUUUUGUGUGGAAGACAAUGUCUGCCACUUGGGGCACAUCGAGAUUACGGAACGUUUAACGUAGAACAAGAACCUGAGUGCAACGAAGGUAAUUUUCGAGCGUUGCUUAGGGCACGAAUUGAUUCUGGGGACAAAAAUUUAAAACAACAUUUAAUGACUUGCGGAAAAAAUUCAACGUAUAUUAGUUGGAAUAUUCAGAACCAAAUAAUUGAUGCUUGUGAUGAAAUUAUUUUAUCUAAACUUGUAACUAAAGUUAAUAGUGCUAAAUGUUUUGCCGUACUCGCUGACGAAACGUCUGAUAUUUCCUCAAUCGAACAAUUCUCAUUGUGUGUAAGAUAUAUUGAGUGUAUCGAUGAAAACAAUUUUAAAAUAGUUGAACAAUUUUUAAAAUUUGUACCAGUAGAAUCAACUUCGGGUCAAAAUUUAGCAGAUGUACUUUUAACAACAUUAAAUGCAUGUGGUAUCAACAUAAAUUAUUUACGCGGACAAGGCUACGAUGGAGCUGCAGCAGGCGCGAACGCAGGGGGGUGUUUUGGGGGUUGA
Molecule: messenger RNA, 1179 nt
Organism: Daktulosphaira vitifoliae (grape phylloxera)
Lineage: Eukaryota; Metazoa; Arthropoda; Insecta; Hemiptera; Phylloxeridae
Product: zinc finger MYM-type protein 1-like
Exons: 1
Coding region: 1-1179 (392 amino acids)
Source: RefSeq, a predicted model, not a curated record